Molecule: messenger RNA, 965 nt
Organism: Euleptes europaea (tarantolino)
Lineage: Eukaryota; Metazoa; Chordata; Lepidosauria; Squamata; Sphaerodactylidae
Gene: GDPD1
Product: glycerophosphodiester phosphodiesterase domain containing 1
Exons: 10
Coding region: 6-944 (312 amino acids)
Biological process (GO): N-acylethanolamine metabolic process; glycerophospholipid catabolic process
Cellular component (GO): endoplasmic reticulum membrane
Molecular function (GO): phosphoric diester hydrolase activity; phosphatidylcholine lysophospholipase A1 activity
Source: RefSeq, a predicted model, not a curated record
GGGCCAUGUCGACCGCCCUCUGUGUCCUCUCCACGCUGGGCGGCUACCUCCUCACCUCGGCGCUCCUGCUCAAGUACCCGGGCUUGCUCCACCGCCCCAAGCGCCACCGGUUCCGUUGCCGGCACAUCUCCCACCGCGGCGGUGCUGGAGAGAAUCUGGAAAAUACCAUGGGAGCUUUUCGCCAUGCAGUUAAUGUGGGGACGGAUAUGUUGGAACUCGAUUGCCACUUGACGAAGGAUGAACAAGUCGUGGUGUCUCAUGACGAGAAUCUGAAACGAUCAACAGGACUAGAUAUCAAUAUAUCUGAUCUCAAGUACUCGGAACUCCCACCAUACCUCUGCAGACUGGAUGUAACUUUUCAGAAAGAGUGCCACUGCGAAGGGGAAGACAAACGCAUUCCACUGCUGAAGGAGGUAUUCGAGGCCUUUCCCCACACCCCGGUCAACAUAGACAUCAAAGUGAACAACGACGUGCUGAUAAAAAAGGUUUCCGAGUUGGUGAGGCAGUACCAAAGAGAACAUUUGACCGUGUGGGGGAAUGUCAGUCAUGAGAUUGUGGACAAGUGUCACAAAGAGAAUGCCCACAUUCCUAUCCUCUUUUGCUUGCGCCGCGUCCUGCUGCUUCUGGGCCUGUUCUAUACUGGGCUCCUGCCUUUCUUUCCCAUCCCAGAGGACUUCUUAGAGAUUCCAAUGCCUUCAAUCAUCCUCAAGCUCAAAGAACCAGAGAAGAUCUCAAGAAGUCAGCGGUUUACCGUUUGGUUUACUGACAUGUUGCUGAUGAGGAAAGCGUUAUUUGACCACCUCACCGCUCGAGGCAUUCAGGUGUACGUCUGGGUACUAAAUGAAGAGCAUGAAUACAAGCGAGCGUUUGACUUGGGCGCGACUGGGGUCAUGACAGACUACCCCACAAAGCUGAAGAACUUUUUGCACAACUACCCUGCAUAACAGGAUGGCAAGGACGGUUCC